AUUUUAAGUUAAUCGGCUCAUCUGGCCGGGACGGCGAUAUGUCAUUGUCUACCCUUUAUUUAACCUAAAGCGUCUUUGAGAAGGACGUUUUAAUAAGCAACAGCUUGCACACGAUACCAUAAUCGCCAGGUCCUCUGAGCUAUGCACACGGACUGCAUGUGUGAUACGAACAGGAUCUUCCCCGUAAGCAGUUUUCUUUAAAGUUGUUCUUCUUGGUGCAGUAAAUCAACGAUAAAGAUGGCUUCUGCAGCGAGAAUAACGGGGAUCUUCGUUUUGUUUUUCAUCACCUUCCUGAUUGGUCUCGUGCCGUUUGCAUUGUUAAGAGUGUUCGAAAAGAAAUUGUCAAGAGAGAGCGUGAAGAAAUGGAUUGGGAUUCUGAACUGCCUGACUGGUGGAAUCUUUCUGGGAACAGCUAUUUUGCAUUUGCUGCCCGAGGCUAGAGAGCUGUUGACGGAUUCUAUCUCGUACGAGUAUCCCGUCACUGAAGCCAUUACCGGAUGUGGUGUUUUGUUGACACUCACCCUGGAGCAUUUUGUGAUAUACUAUGGUUUUAAAAAUUCACUUCAUAUGCAUGAUACAGGCCAUGGAAGUAAAAUAGAACCACAAAAGGAGGCCACAAAGGACCCAAAUAUUGAAAAUACAGAGAAAGGGGGAGAAACCGAUAUUGAGAGUAAUGCUGAAAAAUCUGGAGACAACGUGAAAGGGGAAGAACCCAAUUUCAAAUUUUUGGCUUUUCGUUCGUUUCUUCUGCUUUUGGCCCUUUCAUUUCACAUGAUAUUUGAGGGCUUGGCCGUUGGUCUACAAAAAGAGGAAGAAGAUGCUUGGCUUCUGUUGGGGGUGCUCUCUCUUCACAAGGUCGCAGUGGCCUUCAGUGUGGGGUUUCAGUUGGAAGAAAAUCUAAGAAAGUUCAAAUAUGUAAUUUUGUCUUUGUUUGUGUUGUCAAUUGUCGCACCGAUCGGAGUCGUGAUUGGAUAUAUUGUGACGGAAGCUGGUGAGGAUGCGCAUGGGCAGGAUAUUGCUUCCGGAAUCCUACAGAGCCUUUCCGUUGGCUGUUUUCUGUAUGUGACUUUCUUUGAAAUUCUUUGUGAUGAAAUAUACACAACCAAAGAAAGGAGCCAUUGGAAGGUCUUGUUUACAGUCAUUGGUUUUGCAGCUGUUGUUGGUAUUCAGUUUGUUAAACAUGAUCAUGAUGAGCACGAACAUUAGAUGACGUCAUAUGUAACAUGUGUUGCAUAAACCAAAAGAAAUGAUUUCCCGGUCUAUCACACCUCUUGGUUUGCUGUUUUUUUCCGUCCACUAUAAUUUGAUUUCUUAAAUAAAAUUUUACCGAUUUUACAA
Messenger RNA from Ostrea edulis (European flat oyster), 1338 nucleotides. Its product is annotated as zinc transporter ZIP1-like. The transcript is spliced from 2 exons. Bases 238 to 1206 code for a protein of 322 amino acids. Gene Ontology annotation, molecular function: zinc ion transmembrane transporter activity. NCBI's taxonomy places the organism in Eukaryota, Metazoa, Mollusca, Bivalvia, Ostreida, Ostreidae. Gene Ontology annotation, biological process: zinc ion transmembrane transport. Gene Ontology annotation, cellular component: plasma membrane. The record is from RefSeq and is a predicted model, not a curated record.